AUGCAAAUAUAAGUUCAGACAGAGGCAGGCAGACAAAAGCAUCUUUUCAUUUCCAGCUGGUUAUCGUUGAUCUUCUCCAACAGAAAUGUCACUAACAGAUUUAUUCAGUUGGAGAUAGCUAAUUAAGCUAAUGUUAGCUGCAUGAGUUGUUUCAAGAUGACUUGCUUUAAAAAACUUACCUGAGAUAAGUUAUCAGGUCUAAAUUUGAACUGGUGCAAUAGUUGGCUGUAGACAGUUAUUGUCUUUCUACGACUUGUACUUGACUGAUUGUGUCAGUUUAAAUUGUUCCUAUCCAUCAAAGUAACCACACUUUUUUCAUUUCGUGGUAAUCUCUAUGCAAAGCGUCUUUUGAGUUUUUUUCUUUGAGCAGUCAGUGUGUACUGAACACAAGAAUAGCGUGACGUCUCUGUGUGGACGCAGAUUAAGUGUAAUCUACUACCAAACAUUAGCAUAUCUUCUCAUCCACUGUCAUAAACGUGUUCUGUAUAAAUCAGCCUCUACAAGCUUGUUUGAUCUCUGAGGAAGUCCGUCUGGUUUCCACUGCUGCACAAACGCGAAGACACCUGUAAACGAGGUGACACACAGUUUGACGAUGACGUCCAUGAAGAUGUGGUAUCUCUUGCUCCUCGCUGCCUUCCUGCCCAUUGUUCCCACAGUGGCUGAAGUUGUUGAGUCGGUGUCCAAGUGUGACCAGUUUCUCCUUGAAGCAAAGCCACCUCAGGUCCCAGGCAUCUUGGAGGGCGGGAAAAUAGGCCAGACCCGAUACAAAUUAAUUUGUCAGACUUAUAAAAAUGAGAGAAAGUUUCUGACGCUCUACGACACAGAGAACAUGAUUCCUGUGUUUUCUGCCUACAAGUACACAGGGAAACAAGAGGGGUUAAAAUUCAACAGACCAAAAAAAUGGAUGAUAGAGCCACAGCUUGAGAAUGAAGAUGACCCGAACAAGGACAUGGCAAACGACAACGGUAAGACCUACAAGAACCAGGCUGUGGAAAAGGAUUACAUAGACAAAGACAAAAAAUUUAACAGGGGCCAUAUAAUUCCAAGCUCAUAUGGGUUAACUGUAUCUGACAAAAAAUCCACCUUUACCCUGACAAACAUCGUUCCACAAGCAAUAUCAUUCAACAGCGGAAGCUGGAGCAGCAUGGAGCAGUGCAUCAAAUGUAUUAUGGACGAAUACUGCAAAGACAACAACGCGGUUACUAAAGCCUAUGUUGUAACUGGAGCAAUACCCAACCCAAGCACCGACCCCAACACCAAACUAAAUAAGAGGGUUAAUAUUCCUGACAAGCUCUGGUCAGCAUUCUGCUGCUACGACUCCAAAAAGAAGAAAUGGAUCGCAAGCGCGCACUGGGGUGACAAUGUUCCUGAUAAACCUGAACGCAAGUAUCUGCCCACCAUCACUCUGCAAAAACUUCAGGAAGAACUGAAGAUAGUAGCCUUUCCUGAAACACAGUGUCCUCUCCAAACAACCGUUAGUGAGUUCUACGAAACCCAAGCAAAACACUGCCAAUGCCAGUAA
Micropterus dolomieu (smallmouth bass) is the source of this 1522-nucleotide messenger RNA. RefSeq names its product endonuclease domain-containing 1 protein-like. Gene Ontology annotation, molecular function: hydrolase activity; metal ion binding; nucleic acid binding. The record is from RefSeq and is a predicted model, not a curated record. Bases 593 to 1522 code for a protein of 309 amino acids. NCBI's taxonomy places the organism in Eukaryota, Metazoa, Chordata, Actinopteri, Centrarchiformes, Centrarchidae. The transcript has 3 exons.